GCGGCGCUCCCGGCCUGCGCGGUGCGUCUCGGGCGCGGGCCUCGCUCCUCCGUCCUGCUCCGGCCUCCACCACGGCGAGCCCGGGCGCGGCGGCGGGGAGAGAUGAGCAGCAACAGCAGUAAGAGAGCCCCCACCACCGCAACGCAGAGGCUGAAGCAGGACUACCUUCGGAUUAAGAAGGACCCAGUGCCUUACAUCUGUGCUGAGCCCCUCCCUUCCAACAUCCUCGAGUGGCACUAUGUGGUCCGAGGCCCUGAGCUGACUCCUUAUGAAGGUGGCUAUUAUCAUGGAAAAUUAAUUUUCCCCAGAGAAUUUCCUUUUAAACCUCCUAGUAUUUAUAUGAUAACUCCCAAUGGAAGAUUUAAGUGCAAUACGAGGCUGUGUCUUUCCAUCACGGAUUUCCACCCUGACACGUGGAACCCAGCCUGGUCUGUCUCCACCAUCCUGACUGGACUCCUCAGCUUCAUGGUGGAGAAGGGGCCAACCCUGGGCAGUAUAGAGACCUCGGACUUCACGAAAAGACAAUUGGCUGCACAGAGUUUAGCAUUUAACUUAAAAGACAAAGUCUUCUGUGAGCUGUUUCCCGAAGUUGUGGAGGAAAUCAAACAGAAACAGAAGGCGCAAGACGAGCUCAGCAAUAGACCUCAGACUCUCCCCUUGCCAGACGUGGUGCCAGAUGGGGAGACUCACCACGGCCAGAAUGGGCUCCCGCUGCUCGACGGGCACGUGCCAGGAGCCGGGCCCAACAUCGCGGGCCUCCAGCAGGCCAACCGGCACCACGGACUCCUGGGUGGCGCCCUGGCGAACUUGUUUGUUAUAGUUGGGUUUGCAGCCUUUGCCUACACAGUCAAAUACGUCCUGAGAAGCAUCGCCCAGGAGUGAGCCACACAGCCAUCACCGGCAGAGGCAGAGACGAGGGACACCAGCCCCACGUUGGAGGUGGGCUGGCACGUUCAGGGCGCACUCCCCUGACUCCUGGGCGCAGCUCUUUAGAGACCUUUAAGGGAAACAAAAUCCAAGUGGGUAGUUUGGAGUUGGAGGUGUGAGAUCCCAUCCUCUGCCCUGGAGCCUGGGGCCCCUCACAGCACAGCCCUCCUCCUUGAGGAGGGACUCACGCCUGGGUGUUCUCGCUUCCCUCCUGUAUUGUCCUUUGGGCCUGUUUUAGUAAACCUGUUUGUCAUUUUA
Molecule: messenger RNA, 1185 nt
Organism: Suncus etruscus (white-toothed pygmy shrew)
Lineage: Eukaryota; Metazoa; Chordata; Mammalia; Eulipotyphla; Soricidae
Gene: UBE2J2
Product: ubiquitin conjugating enzyme E2 J2
Exons: 7
Coding region: 103-882 (259 amino acids)
Source: RefSeq, a predicted model, not a curated record